Messenger RNA from Prunus armeniaca (apricot), 954 nucleotides. Lineage: Eukaryota; Viridiplantae; Streptophyta; Magnoliopsida; Rosales; Rosaceae. The record is from the annotation of a GenBank genome assembly.
AUGGAGAUUUCACAGUUUAUGGGGCAGCAAGAAAAUGAAGCUAUUGAAAACUCCCAGGACAAAAAAGCAGGGCCACCACACAUGGCUUUGUCCCUUAUUUCAGCUUACCUUCCUCUGUUCGACCUUCUUGCCAUAAGCGGAGUUUGCACGUCACUGAGAGACGCAGUAAACAAGGAUGUAUUGUCAUGGCUAGAUAUUGCGGUCAAAUCGCCCUUGAACUUGAGGCUGUCCGAUGAGAUUUUGAUGAAAAUCACAUCCAAGGCGAAUGGCAGGUUGAGAACUUUGGCUCUAAUGGAUUGUGCGAAGAUAACAGAUGAUGGGCUUCAAAGGGUUGUAGAGCGAAAUCCUCUUAUCAACAAGCUCUACCUACCGGGAUGCACUGGCUUAACACCUGAGGGAGUCAUAGGAGCUGUGAAGACAUUGUCUGAACAUCAUCACGGUUUAAAGAGCCUAAUGAUCAAUGGUAUCUACAACAUAAACAAAGAACAACUCGAAACACUUCGGCCUUAUCUUGAGAAGAACCUGUCACAGCAAGAGCAGUCAGGAUCAUGGCCACUCCUAUUCCACGAGCACAGGGACGUGCCAACAUUCAGACAUGACAAAGGUUACACUACAAUCGAUGUCGAAGUUUGCCUGAAAUGCGACGAGGUUAGGAUGGUUUUCGACUGUCCAAGAAGGACUUGCAAGAGAAAGAUAGGAAGGUCAAUGAGUGAUUGCAGGGGAUGCAACUUUUGCAUUCCAAGGUGCCAAGAAUGCGGUGGAUGCGUGGACGACUCUGAAGAAGUAGAAGAGGCUGUGUGUGCAGAUAUCUUGUGUUCAGAUUGCUGGCUUCAGCUCCCCAAAUGUGACUUCUGCAACAAGCCAUAUUGUAAGCAACAUGCCCACAACGGGUCCUGUCCUCCCGGGUCAACAGGUUUCGUCUGUGAUGUUUGUUGUGCAAAUUUUAAUAUCUAG